Messenger RNA from Colossoma macropomum (tambaqui), 5198 nucleotides. Its product is annotated as protein GPR108. Gene Ontology annotation, biological process: transport. NCBI's taxonomy places the organism in Eukaryota, Metazoa, Chordata, Actinopteri, Characiformes, Serrasalmidae. Gene Ontology annotation, cellular component: Golgi apparatus; membrane. The coding region runs from base 139 to 1896 and encodes 585 amino acids. The record is from RefSeq and is a predicted model, not a curated record. The transcript has 18 exons.
GGAGCAGGAAGUGAGUGAGUUGCAAACACAGGCAGAGUGACAGCAGAGCGGGAAGUGAAUAUUAAUAUUAAUAAUUUAAUAACAGCUUUAUUAAUCCGCCUCUGAGGCAGCAGGUUUUCCAGCCGUACCUCCUCCGAUAUGGCCUGUUUAACUCUGCUGCUGCUGCCGCUUCUCCUGACUUUAAACGAGGCGAGAAUACAUCGACUGUCCCUCAGCAAUGAAACCCGUUCCGUUGUUCACCUGAACACGUUCGGUUACUUCGCCAAUGGAACUCUGGAGGUCAACCUGACGUCCCUCUAUCUUCCCCAAAUCAGCAAGACCAACUUUACUACCAAUCCUGUGGGCUUCAGUCUGGCUCGGUCUCAUGUGAAUGGAGUUCUUUCUUACACAGCCGAGGACCCUGAGAAGUGCUCUCUGUUAAAAACCAAAAGUGAUGAUACACUCAUUCUCUUCAUCAUUGACCCACUAACACUCAGUGUCCAGGUAAAGUCCUUUCAUGAGGAGGACAUCAUCUUAACGGCUGACCAGAAAAAAGAAGUGAAGGAAACCCGGAAGAAAAGAGACAACAAAUCAAAAUUGGCUUCAGGUAACACAGACACCACGGCUGGUGAGAACAAAGACAGUACAACCAAAGCAGAAGAGAAACCGGUUGAGGACAAAACAGCAAAAAAUAAGGACCCUGCUGUGAGCGACCCGAAAGAAUCAAAAGAUACGAAAAAACAGCAAGAUCCGAAGAAACAGAAAGAACAGAAAGAAGAGAAGAAAGAGGAGCUCAAGGAGAGCAUAGUUACUGAGUCUCUUACUAAAAAGGGGAAGAACAUAAACGGAAUGAAGUUGACCCUCCUCAAGUUCAAGGACUCCUACAACUUCACAUUUCAUAUCACUAUGGGAGCUGAAGAUCAGGGCCUGUACACUCUGAACUUCCAUAACUGCUACAGUAUGAUGCCGGGCACUUUCAGCCCAUACUCACUCAGCGUCCACAUUACAGAGAAGAAUCCGGCUGGUUUCCUCUCGGCUGCUGAGAUUCCUCUGCCGCGUCUCUACAUCUGCAUGGCGGCGAUGUUUCUGACCGCUGCCAUAGUGUGGACAUACACUCUCCUCAAACACCGGUACAGCGUGUUUAAAAUCCACUGGCUGAUGGCGUCUCUGGCCUACACUAAAGCUGUGUCUCUGGUGUUCCACAGUAUCAACUAUCACUUCAUCAACACGGAGGGACAUCCUAUUGAAGGCUGGGCGGUGAUGUACUACAUCACUCACCUACUGAAGGGGGCGCUGCUGUUCAUCACUCUGGCUCUGAUAGGAACAGGCUUUGCCUUUGUGAAAUACAUCCUGUCUGAUAAGGAGAAGAAGAUCUUCAUGAUCGUCAUCCCUCUACAGGUUCUAGCUAACGUGGCGUAUAUCAUCAUUGAGGAGACGGAGGAGGCCUCCAGUGAGUACGCUCUGUGGAGGGAGAUCCUCUUCCUGGUGGAUCUGAUCUGCUGUGGAGCGAUCCUCUUCCCCGUCGUCUGGUCCAUUCGACACCUGCAGGAGGCGUCCACCACAGACGGAAAAGCUGCGAUGAAUCUGGAGAAGCUGAAGCUGUUUAGGCAUUACUAUGUGAUGAUCGUGUGUUAUAUCUACUUUACGAGGAUCAUUGCCAUCCUGCUGAAGGUCACUGUACCCUUCCAGUGGCAGUGGUCCCAAGAGUUUCUGAUUGAGGUGUCCACUCUGGUGUUUUUUGUAUUGACGGGCUUUAAGUUCCGGCCGGCCUCCAACAACCCGUACCUGCAGCUCCCUCAGGACGAGGAGGACCUGGAGAUGGACGAAGUUGUAACAGAGUCCGGGGCGUUGGAGGGAAUCUCGAAGGUGAAGAAGACGUCGAACGGCCGAGAGAGACAGAGAGACCCCGCCUUGUGACUGUGACAUCAUAAUGGGGGGCAGAGCCUGGACUGUUUAACUCCGCCCCAGUCUUCCCGCCAUUCCGCCUACGGUAGACCGUGGCCUGAGCUAUGCAAGACGAAAGAAAGCAAAAACGGAUGUUUCGGAACGAGUUGCUGAGCUGUGUGUGAGUGUGUGUUUCAGUGUGUGUGUGUGUGUGUGUGUGUGUGUGUGUGUUUCAGUGUGUGUGUGUGUGUGUGUGUGUUAUGGACUGUUUCUGUGUAAAGAUUCUAAAAAACGCCCUCCACAUUCUCUCCCUUAUAAACGAGGACCUGAAGGACGCUUUGGUUUGAUGUCCUUCUACUCCAUUUUUCUACAGGAUCAGCCUUACCACUGUGCACUCACUCCCUUCUUUCAUUCUGUCUUCCUCUCUUUCUCUGAGGGCUGUGGAAAUCCAAAGAUUUACAAUCAUUUACAGAAAAAACAACUUUAUUCAUUCUAAACUUUUGUUUUUAAGUCUAUUUUUUUUCUUCUCUCUUCAUUAUUUAAUGGGUUCUGCAGAGUGUUGGGCGAAGGUUGAUAUUCUUUUAUUUUGUGCUGUUUCUGUUGUGGUUUGACGCUUGAUGAGGCUUCAUAUGAUCAGAAAUGAUCUUCCAUUAGGCGUACAUGUAUAAAGCUUUUUCCUCCUUUUUUUUAUAUACUUGUUUUCUCAAAACUACACAAAACCAGCCUUGGAUUGGGCCCAGUUUCAGUCUGAUUUGGUUUCGCGCUUCACACAGUCAAAAAUAUGGUUGGCAUGAUUGAAGCCAGUUAAUCCCGCCUCUUCACAUCUCUACGCUCAUUUAAUUAGCUUGGAAAAAAUGUACUGACUGGGAUACGAAUGUCUGGUUGGGGCUGCAUGACGUAUCGAUUGUUCUUCAUUAUCACAAUAUAUUGCAAUAUCGAUAUUGAGGAAGGCUGCAAUAAACAAAUGAGACUUUUUGCAGAACGUCAUUUUGUGAGUAUUCUGACCAAAUCUUAGACAUUUCAGAUGAGUUUUUCAUUUUGUCAGGGAUGUUUAAAUGUAUUGACACGUAUUGCAAAUUGCCAAAAACUUAGUGAAAUCAUCUACAUGUAGUCGAUAUUUCUUAUUUCUCACGAUGAGACUGUUGUAAGGAAAUUGUAAGAUAAUUUUUUUUUUUACCCAUAUUGUAAAUUUUGGUUUCCCCCACUGAGGUCCACUUACGAUGUAUUAUAAUUCUUUUUUACCUGAGGUUUUCCAACCUCUUUGUAUCCCUUACAAUGAAAGUUUUUUUCUGUGCACUUUAAAACUGAUAUAUGUAAGUGAGCUCUGUUCUGAUUGGCUGUCCUGUAUUGUGCCUCGUUCAAAAAGCAGUCUGGGCUGAAACACUCCAUAUAACUUCAGUGUGAGUGGGCGGGGCUAAAAGGCGGAUAUAUGCAGAUGCUUUGUUUUUUCUUUCAUCACAAAGACAGUGAAUUCAAAACAGGCUGUUUUUGCAGCUUAGUUUCCACAUAUGGGCUGUACAGACUGUGAAGCGCUUUGAAACUUUAACUUGUACUUGAAACUUAAACUGUGUUUACAUGCACUCAAUAAUCCGAUCAUAAUCAGAUUUCUGCAGUUAUCUGAGUAUUCAAAUGAUCAUGUAAACAGGUUUUCCUUAGAUCGGAGUAAGGCCUAGAAAUCCGAUAAAGAGAGCUGGAUUUUAGCUAAGUAAUCAGAUUUCUCAGUGCAUGUGAACUCUUACUCUGAUUUCUUUCAGAUUUCUCAGUCUGUGCAUGUGUGAAAAUAGACUGUGGUACCGGAAAUAAGCGAGCAGCGUCGCCACGAGACGCAGCAAAACACUUUAGGCGCAACAAUUAAACCAAACACACGCUUGACGUAAUGAAGAAUUUAAAUAUUCUUCAUCUUCUAGAUGAUAUAUGUUCAUAUUUUCAGGUAAAGUGGUGCAGUGUUAAAAAAAAAGCCACGUCAUGAGUUUUACUUCUUCUGUGAGUUUAUUGGCUGGUUGUAAAGCAAAUAUCUGAUUACUGUCUGACUCAUGUAGACCUGGAGUUUCCCCAUUAUCUGAUUACUCAAGUGCAUGUAAACACACUGAUCGGAUUAUUGACAUAAUGUGAUUUUCUGCAGUUAUCGGAUUAUUAAGUGCAUGUAAACGCGAUCAUUGUUUACAUGCUACAGACUUUUUUAUUCCCCCAAAAAGUGAUUAACAUUUGUUUUCCUGUGAUUUGAGCCCUUAAAAGUUAUGUUAUCAUCUUAUUGUAUUGGUAUGUACAUUUUCCUUCUUAAAUAAAGAAAAGCCAGUAGAAUGAUAGUUUCUUCAGAUAAAAUGACUAAAAACGUCUAGAAGUGAGUCAGUAGUCCUCUGAUAUUCUUACAACAGUCUCAUUUUGACGAGAUUUAAGAUAUUUUGUCUUGCUGUUAUGUUUUCACAGUGCAGUUUGUAGCAAUAUUAUUCUAUAAGUGAUGUAAUAUCUUAUUGUCCAUAUCUUGCAGCCCUGAUAUCAGCACUUGUGAAGUGUGGCUUUAGCAUAACUACAGCACUCCAGCUAACCUAAGCAAGCUAGUGUGGCUAACGUUGGCGAACACAAUGCUAGCAAGGAUUUGGGUUUAGUAGAAAAGGUUCUUUAGUCGAGGCAAUGUCAUGCUUAAGUGGUUCUUUGCAUGGUGAAAUGUUCUUUAGAUUGAUUGAGAAGGUGUUGUGUAUGGUUCUAUGUAGAACCUUUUUGAAAAUGGCUCUAUAUAGCACCACAAAGGGUUCUUCUAUUGCUACCAGCUUGACGUCGUAACAAUAGCAGAACUCUCAUUAGUUCUAUGUAUAACCGUACACAACACAUUCUCCAUCAGUCUGAAUAACCUUUUCACCAUGCAGAGAACCAUUUCAGCAUGACAUUGCCCCUAAUAAAGAACCUUUGCAGAACCAUCUUUAAGCGUGUUCUCUGUUACCCACAAAACGAGAGGCAACAUUAAUUUAUUUUUGAAACCGUUCACAAAAACAUAUUUAUGCUCAGCUGUUAAAGAGGUCACAGACGGAUUUGUGUGACAGCUUUCGUAGAAAUACUAUGUUUAUCUUCUGUUUAUAACGUUGUUUAUGUUUGUUUAUUAACAUAUACUGUGCUCCUCAGAAAAAAAAAGGUUCUUCAUGGGUUCUUCGGUAAAAUUCAGUUAUGUAUAGAACCGUGACAGCUCAAAGAACCAUUUGAAGGCAUGGUUCUUUGCAUGGUUAAAUGGUUGUAAUCCAUGAUGGAAAACCUGCUGUAUGCUGUAUAUUCUUUAAAGAAAUGGUAUAGCAUCAAAAGCGUUCUAGUCUUAGAACCUUUUUAGGUACUGCACUCUUUUAAAA